Messenger RNA from Thunnus maccoyii (southern bluefin tuna), 1146 nucleotides. RefSeq names its product fructose-1,6-bisphosphatase 1b (gene fbp1b). Gene Ontology annotation, molecular function: fructose 1,6-bisphosphate 1-phosphatase activity. Gene Ontology annotation, cellular component: cytosol; cytoplasm. NCBI's taxonomy places the organism in Eukaryota, Metazoa, Chordata, Actinopteri, Scombriformes, Scombridae. Bases 133 to 1146 code for a protein of 337 amino acids. The transcript is spliced from 8 exons. The record is from RefSeq and is a predicted model, not a curated record. Gene Ontology annotation, biological process: gluconeogenesis; sucrose biosynthetic process; fructose 1,6-bisphosphate metabolic process.
CGGGUGAUGUAGAACUUAAAAUAAUUACACAGACGCCAUUUCUGUUGGGAGAGGUCGAACAGCGUUUAGUGGACAUGAAAGCGAUGGCAUUAGGUUUCUACUCCCAGUCCCAGUCUCACACCUGACAGCAAAAUGUCUGACAAAGGAACCUUCGAUACCAAUGUGCUGACCCUCACCAGGUUUGUUCUGGAGGAGGGCAGGAAGGCCCAUGGAACAGGAGAGCUGACGAACCUGCUGAACUCCAUCUGCACAGCUGUCAAAGCCAUCUCAACUGCUGUCAGGAAGGCUGGGAUUGCUAACCUAUAUGGCAUCGCUGGAAGCACCAAUGUGACAGGGGACCAGGUGAAGAAGCUGGACGUCCUGUCCAAUGACCUGGUCAUCAACAUGAUCAAGUCCUCAUUCACUUCCUGUGUGCUGGUGUCAGAGGAAGACGAGAAGGCCAUCAUUGUAGAACCAGACAAGAGAGGAAAAUACAUUGUGUGCUUUGAUCCACUGGAUGGUUCCUCAAACAUCGACUGUCUUGUCUCGAUUGGAACAAUCUUCGCUAUCUACAAAAAGACCACAGAUGAUGAGCCAAAUGAGAAGGAUGCUCUGCAGCCUGGAAGAAAGCUUGUGGCAGCUGGUUAUGCUCUGUACGGCAGUGCCACCAUGAUGGUCCUCUCCACUGGUCAAGGAGUCAACUGCUUUAUGCUCGACCCUUCGAUCGGUGAGUUCAUCUUGGUAGAUCGGGAUGUGAAGAUAAAGAAGAAGGGAAAAAUCUACAGUUUGAAUGAGGGAUAUGCACAGCAUUUUUACCCAGAUGUGACAGAGUAUCUACAAAAGAAGAAAUACCCAGAGGAUGGCUCUGCUCCAUAUGGCAGUCGAUAUGUUGGCUCCAUGGUAGCUGAUGUUCAUCGUACUUUGGUGUAUGGAGGGAUCUUUUUAUAUCCUGCUAAUGUCAAGAGUCCUAAGGGCAAGCUAAGGCUGCUGUAUGAAUGCAACCCCAUGGCCUUCAUCAUGGAGCAGGCAGGAGGCAUGGCCACUACAGGAGCCAUGAAUGUUCUGGACGUCCAGCCCACCAACAUUCACCAGAGAGUCCCCGUGAUCAUGGGAUCCCCUGAUGAUGUGCAGGAGUAUAUUUCCAUCUUUAAGAAGCAUAACAAAUGA